AUGGAAGAGCCUCACAAACCUCAAAAGUCAGCCAAGAUGAGCGAAGUAGCACACUCCAACGUUGUCGUUAUCGGUGGUGGUAUCGUCGGAGCCUCCAUCGCCUGGCACUUGUCAUCCGAAACCAAUGUUACUGUCAUAGCUGAAGAUAUCGGUGGCGUGGCAACACCCAACUCAUUCGCAUGGAUCAACGCCGCAUCGACAGACAAAAAGUUUUACUAUGACUUUCGUCUUCGUUCUAUGAAGCGAUGGAAAGAAAUUGAGCAAGCCCUCGACUCGCUUCCGAUUUCUUGGGGAGGCACAACUACUUGGGAUAAAUCACCCGAGGAACUCGAAGCUGAAAAGGUCAAUGCUUCAGCUUGGGGUUACGAUGUUAUUCGUGUCGACAAAACAGAGAUUUCUGAGAUUGAACCUCAUAUCGAAGAGACUAUUCUGCCGGAAUGGGGUCUUGCGUAUGGACAAGAGGGAGCUCUUGAAGCAGAGAUAGCAGCUCGUCAGAUGAUUUCUCAAGUCGAAGAAAGAGGAGGAAAAGUUGUCGAAACAAGAGCAAAGGGUUUUGUCAAGACUGAGGGUCGUGUUAGUGGUGUUGUCCUGGAUUCCGGCGAGACUCUUGCUGCUGAUCAUGUUGUCGUCGCUGCUGGUCUGGGAAGUGUCGCCUUGCUCGCAACAGAAAACAUCAAGCUGCCUCUCGACAGCUCAGAAGGACUUUUGGUAAACACAAAACCAACGUCUAAAAGACUCAUUAACGGCGUCAUCAACGCACCAGAACUUCACAUCCGUCAAACAGUCGAAGGGGCUCUUCGUUUUGGAUCCAGCUAUGCAGGUGGUGAUCUCGGCGACGAUGCGGAAACACAAGCUCGAGAGCUUUUUGCCAAACUUCAAAAGGCAGUUGUCGGCGGAGAAGAACUCGAGUAUAGUCACUACACCGUCGGACACCGAGUUCUGCCGGAAGAUGGUCUGCCUAUCCUUGGAGAGACUGGGUUGGAGGGGUCGAGCGUUGCUGCUAUGCACUCUGGUGUUACCAACGGUGCUCUUGUUGGUGAGCUUUUGAGUAAGCUGAUUUUGACGGGGGAGAAAGAUCCGAUUUUGGAAAACUUUGGACUUGAUCGAUUUGCGUGA
Molecule: messenger RNA, 1116 nt
Organism: Fusarium poae
Lineage: Eukaryota; Fungi; Ascomycota; Sordariomycetes; Hypocreales; Nectriaceae
Exons: 1
Coding region: 1-1116 (371 amino acids)
Cellular component (GO): cytoplasm
Molecular function (GO): oxidoreductase activity
Source: RefSeq, a predicted model, not a curated record